Messenger RNA from Penicillium canescens, 707 nucleotides. RefSeq names its product PPP1R11/YPI1 family protein. The record is from RefSeq and is a predicted model, not a curated record. Bases 98 to 610 code for a protein of 170 amino acids. The transcript has 2 exons. Lineage: Eukaryota; Fungi; Ascomycota; Eurotiomycetes; Eurotiales; Aspergillaceae. Gene Ontology annotation, molecular function: protein serine/threonine phosphatase inhibitor activity; protein phosphatase 1 binding. Gene Ontology annotation, cellular component: nucleus.
CUUGAAUCCCGUGACAUGUAAAGCGGUGAGCCCUUAUCAGUUGCAUCAAUCUGGAAAAGUUCCUACUUUUCAUACAACUGUAUACACCUCUCACACAAUGUCUCGAACACGCCAACCGAUGUCAAAUGUGCUCCAAACAACUACUGAAUCUUCUCGGGACUCAUCGACGGCCCGUGUUCCCGCCACACUCAGAUUGCGAGCGGAGGAAGCACCAACCAACACUCGUGAAGAAACCUCCGCGAGUCGCAGGAUUAGAUGGAGCGAAGACGUUGUUGACAACGAAGGCAUGGGAAAGAAGAGCUCCAAAGUAUGCUGCAUCUACCACAAAGCCCGGCCGGUAGGAGAGAGCAGCUCGGAAUCCGACUCAGAUUCCAGCUCCUCCGACUCAGACAGCGACAGUAAUGAUGACCGUGCUAAACGAGCAAAUCACGCUCGCCACUCACACGCGCGAGGACGGAAACCUCAUGGUGAACACAACCAUGCACCUGACUCAAACGAGGAUGCGUAUUGCUCAGAUCACGGAGCGCCGAAAUCGAAGCGCCGAAGGCCAAGUCCAAAUGCCUAUGAGAAAAUGCCCAAGCCAUCCAAGACCCAUUCGCGGGGUACUUGAAUACCUAAAUCUGAUAGCUGGGGCGGGUGGCAACGAAAACCCGAGGACCACACACGACUUGUCCACAUGCACAUUGCCAAAGAUCAUACAUUUUACU